CUACGCCACCCCAUUCACCUUCGGCCCAUCCUUCCUCUCCAUGCCACUGCUUACACAGACGUCGAGAACACUGAGCGCGCGUGGAAGAGCGGCGACAGGUACACGCGCGUGUGGCAGCCGAUGAUCCGGGCGCUCAUCAUCGUCUACCCCCUCGCCACGCUCAUCUUCCUGGUCAACUUCACCGUCGAGUGCUGCGUCAAGAAGUUCAUGUACUUCCGGCUGCUGUCCAUGCGCAUCCUGGUCGACUGGGCGAACCGGCAGAUGUGGGAGACGCUGUUCUUCUACUACUUCCUCGGUACCUGGGGUGUCAUGAACGCCUGGGCCAUCUGGGGCUUGAAGGAGUACUACGGAAGGCUCGGCAACACGGGAGUAGACCCGACGUCGUUCGGCACCUUCGUCAUCGUCAACCUGCAGACCGUGCAGCUGCUCAUCUACUACUACAAGCUGCUCUCCUCGGAGACGCGCCUGGUGUCCCUCAACCAGCUGUUCGAGCGGGCGCCUGUCGAGGCACAGCACCUGCUGGAAUACACCUACGUGAUUGAGGAGGAGGACUUGGUCCAGGAGUGCUACGACUUCUCCAAGGCCACCCAGAAGGCUCGCCUGCACCGCAUCGCCAACAUGUUCACGUGCGGCCUCACGGGCAAGGAGUGGCACGGCAGCAAGGACGGGGACAUCUACUUCAACAUCCAGCGCCUCAAGGAGCGCGCGGCCAACUUCAAGGAGGUAAAUGAGAAGAUCAAGCGCCUGCGCGAGAGCAUGGCGCCACCGGCAAAGGAGGUUAAGCAAGAGGAGAAGCAGCCGGUCAUCAGCGAGAUCACACCGGCGUCCCCUGGCGGCGAGGCAGUUCGAACCGUCGAGGAUGUGACGGUGACGGUGCGCGUCAACUCGACAAG
Astrephomene gubernaculifera is the source of this 893-nucleotide messenger RNA. The record is from the annotation of a GenBank genome assembly. Lineage: Eukaryota; Viridiplantae; Chlorophyta; Chlorophyceae; Chlamydomonadales; Astrephomenaceae.